Salvia hispanica is the source of this 931-nucleotide messenger RNA. Lineage: Eukaryota; Viridiplantae; Streptophyta; Magnoliopsida; Lamiales; Lamiaceae. The record is from RefSeq and is a predicted model, not a curated record.
AGAAAAUACAUCAAACCAAGUGCAGUACUACCCACCCUUUCAAAAUCCCAAUCUAGCUAACAUUUUUACAAUGGGCACACUUUUCUCUUCUUUGGCACUUUUCUUGACUAUCUUGCUGCAUACUCAUCCAGGAGGCGAAGCUGCCGUGGGUGUCAACUACGGCGUGGUCGCAAACAACCUUCCACCGCCUCCCGCGCCUUGGACAAAUCGGAAUCACCAAAAUUAGGAUUUUCGACCCCGAAAGCACCAUCCUCACCGCCUUACACGCCUCCGACAUCUCAGUAAUCAUCGGAACCAAAAAUAAAGACCUUCAACCCCUCGCCACCCACAAAUCCGCCGCGAAGCCGAUCAUGGCUCAGAUCGUGAAAUUCCUGCAGUCGGAGAAGUACCCUCUGUUUCUCCAAGUGUUCCCUUACUUCGCACGUGUGAAUUACCCGGCCGACGUGGAUCUCGACUUCGCGCUUUUCCGCCCGGGAAAGACGGUUGUUCGAGACGGCGCGAGGACUUACCUCAACCUGUUCGAUUCGAUGACAGAUGCGGCGUACGCGGCGUUGGAGAAGGUCGGGGCCGGGGACGUGGAGAUCGUCGUGACGGAGACCGGGUGGCCGAGUGACGGAGGGAAGGACGCGGGAGUGGCAAAUGCUCAAACGUACGUGAAGAAUUUGAUUGCCUACGUGGCGUCUGGUAAGGGGACGCCACGGAGGCCGGGGAAGCAGGUGGAGGCCUACAUAUUCGCGUUGUUUAACGAGAAUAUGAAGCCGGCGGGGGUAGAGCAACAUUGGGGUUUGUUUUACCCCAAUCUUACUCCGGUUUAUACUAUUAAUAGGAUUGGUUGAUAUUAAUAAGAUGUAUUUCUUGAUCUACUUAUUUGGAAGGAAGCAGCUUGAACACAUUCAAAUUUAAGACUUUAUAAGAUAAAGUAUUACUACUA